Molecule: messenger RNA, 2617 nt
Organism: Leptopilina heterotoma
Lineage: Eukaryota; Metazoa; Arthropoda; Insecta; Hymenoptera; Figitidae
Gene: CycA
Product: cyclin-A2
Exons: 6
Coding region: 266-1687 (473 amino acids)
Biological process (GO): regulation of cyclin-dependent protein serine/threonine kinase activity; mitotic cell cycle phase transition
Cellular component (GO): cyclin A2-CDK2 complex; nucleus; cytoplasm
Molecular function (GO): cyclin-dependent protein serine/threonine kinase regulator activity
Source: RefSeq, a predicted model, not a curated record
GUUUGAAAUUAAACGGCCAACGUGUGCUGCGGAUAAAAGAGUUUGUUUGGUGUUCGGAAAGCACCGAAGUAUCCUCUCCUUUCCCUCUCAUUUUUUUUUUCAGAGAAAAUGUCUCAAUAAAUAAUUACACAAAAAUUUUCCUCUCUUGUACAAACUAUAUUAUUACGCGAAACGUCAAAAAAAAAUUCGGUCUUCCAAAAAUAUCAAGGAGUCAGUUGAAUUAUAAUUUUUCCGUGUAAUAGCAGUGAACAAAAAAUAUAAAAUCAUGGCUACUAUUCGUGUACAUGAGGAUCAGGAAAAUCGCGUUAUCGCUGAUAUUCGACGACAGGGCAAGGAAAAUGCUUCGGUGCCACUACAAAAUCAAAAUCAACAACAAAAACGAGCUGUACUUGGAGUCUUACAAAAUAAUUGUUCACGAGCAUCAAAACCGGAAAAUUGCAAGGAUGAAAAGUCGAAGGGAAAAAAUUAUAUUCCAAUUAAUUAUGAACAGCAAUUUCAUGUCUGCGAUGAUAGAAAGGAAGACACAAUGUUCCAAAUUUAUGAGGAUAAAUUACAAGAAGAGACGUCUGUUGCAUUGCGCGAGACAAAUGAGGGUAAAGAAUUGAAAAUAAAACAUGUAAGUGAGCAAGUGACAACGAUAAAAGUUGAAAAGGAAAAGCCAACAUUGCAAGUGAGUCCAACUCCAAUUAACAAGAUUGUCACGAGUACAAUUCAAAUUCAUCAUGAUGAUAAUGAUAAUGAUAAUGAUGAUGAUGAUUUAAAAAAAGAUAAUGUCGAAUGUCCAAUGUCACUUGAAAAAUCGAUUUCAUCAUUUUCCGAUUCAUUGAAAAAGGAUAGCCGAACAAAAGCCGAAAUUAAUAAGGCAAUUAGAACAAAUUUCUUUGAAGUCAAUGAAUAUCGGGCUGAUAUUUACAAUUAUCUAAGGAGUGCUGAGACUGUGCACAGACCAAAAGCUGGAUACAUGAAGAAGCAGCCAGACAUUACUCAUUUAAUGCGUUCAAUAUUGGUCGAUUGGUUAGUUGAAGUCGCUGAGGAAUAUCGAUUACAAAGCGAGACCCUUUACCUCGCUGUUUCUUAUAUUGAUCGAUUUCUUUCCUAUAUGAGUGUCGUUAGAGCAAAACUACAACUUGUUGGCACCGCCGCAAUGUUUAUCGCAUCAAAAUACGAGGAGAUUUAUCCACCAGAUGUUGGUGAAUUUGUUUUCAUCACUGACGAUACAUACUCAAAGAAGCAAGUUUUGAGAAUGGAACACUUAAUUCUUCGAGUGUUGUCUUUUGAUCUUACUGUACCCACUCCGCUUUCAUUUCUUAUGGAAUAUUGCACGAGCAAUAAUCUCUCUGAAAAGAGUCAAUUUUUAGCAAUGUACUUAUGUGAAUUAUCAUUGCUGGAAGCGGAUCCAUAUUUGCAUUUCUUGCCAAGUAUUUUAGCAGCGUCGUCCGUUUCAUUGGCACGACACACUCUCAAUGAAGAAGUCUGGCCUCAUGAAUUGGAACUCUCCUCUGGCUACAGUUUACAGGAUCUGAAAGCCUGUAUUAUAUGCUUGCAGCGCACCUUCAACAAUGCCAACAACCUACAGCAGCAAGCAAUUCAAGAAAAAUAUAAAAGCAGCAAAUUCGGACACGUGUCUCUUCUAUUGCCAAGAAACAGUUCAGUGUUUGAUUGUGAGGAAGAUCUUGAAAGUGUCUAGCAGAAAAUUAAUUUCUAACUGCAAAUCAAAGUAGUAACGAACCUCCGUGCAAGGAAAAGUCGUAAUUAGACACCAGGAGGGGAUUGAAGCAAGACUGACAUGCCAAUAAAAUACCCUCGCGUCCUUGUGAAAAGCUAAUUAAAAACGAAAAAAGAAAAUUCAAAGGAAGACACACACACCCACACACACACACAAAACACAUACACAUAUUUCACAAAUACAUCGGAUUCAAAUAAUUACGCUGAAAAAGUGUUUCAAAAAAACGUAUUCGCAUCCUACGUUUUAAAAGGGGAAAGAAGAAGAAGAAGAAGAAAAAAAACAAUUUUAACGUGUUUUCAGAGCCAAUUGCUCUAUAUUGUCUCGCGUUAUUUAAAAACUUAUUAGCAUCAUUUUUUUAUACUAGUUAUAAACCAUUUGUAAUGCAAUCUUUUUUUUAAAAAAAAAACUCUGCACGUCUUAUUGAUAAUGUUGUGAGUACAAGGAAUGAAGUUUCGAAGAAAGGGGAAUUUCGAUCGUUUUUAUUUAGAGAAAGGAAAAAAAUACAAAACAAAUAAAAAUGGAAAAGAAACGAUCAAAACUCAUUUCAAGGGGGAAUGCUUGGAAUGCUUUUUAAACAAAUUUUUUUCCACUUUUUUUUUACUUUCGGAUAUACUUGUCCAUUGUGAUAAAAUUACUGUCUUUUAGUGUUUUUAAUUAAACUUUUUUGUCACGUUUUAACAUUAUUUUUUUUUCUAUAAAUUAUUUUUUUUUCUGUAUGUCAAUUCGAAAAUUCAUUAGUUAUUCAAGUAAACAAAAAAAUAUUGUUUGUUUAAAAAGAAAACUGAUUAGAAAGAAAAGUAGACUUUUGAUUUCAUUAUUUUUUUCCAGGAGAAAAGAAAUUUUGAGCAUAAAAUUUGGAACGACACAUUAAAUUUGCAGUAUAAAAAAAAA